AUGAACACCAUCAAAGUCGGCGACCAGGUGACCCUGCCGGAAGGCCAGCAGGGCAUGGUCCGAUUUGUUGGCCGAGUGGACAACAAGCCAGGCGAGUUUGCAGGUAUCGAACUGCUCAAGGGGUGGGAAUCACAUGGACGACACUCAGGAGUGUACGGAGGCGUGAGCUACUUCCGCACUGAAACCCCCAACACUGGUCUGUUCAUUUCGUAUCCGAAACUGGUUGCCCUGAACAACCACAGAGGCGGUACGAGCACCGUAGGCUCGUUGCCCGGAUCCCCCAUUUUUGCCACGCCAAAGGGCCGACCUAGUCAUAUUACUACUCCCCGAACAAUGCCCUUGCGCCACUCAAUGAUUCCCAGCUCGCCUAUCAGUGACCGGGGCGGUCCGUUCGAGUCUCCUUCUAAACGGCGGGUCUCUGGAGUAAUCAAAUCUCGAGUCAGCUCGGUCAACUCUACAGGCACCAUGAACACUUCUCUGAACAGCAGUAUCUCGGGUAUUUCCGAAACUAUGGCACCUUCCCAUGAACUCAAGGAGCUCAAGGAUGAGGUCGAGUCGCUCAAGAUGGCCAUCAGGGACAGAGAUGGAAUCAUUGAGGAGGCUGAGAGCUCGCUCAACCAAUUCUCGGAACUCGUGUCUCGAAAUGAGCAGCUGGUCAGCGAGCUCGAAAUGAAAGACAGAAAGAUCUCGGAUCUGCAGAACGACGUGUCCUCCAAACGACGCGAGUUCAGAGACACAAUUGACGCUCUGGAGGCCGAGUACAUGCACUCAUCACAGGAGUACCAAAAGGAGGUGGAGCAGCUCAGAGCCAACCUGGGACAUGCGCAUACCGUCAAUGAGACCAUUGUGGAAAUGGAGAGCAUGGUGGCCAGUCUCGAGAGCGGACUACGAAUCUCAAAGGUCAACGAGCAGGAGGCCAAGGAGAGGCUGGGGCUCAUGGCUGACAUUGAGAACCGUUUACUCGAAAAGGAACAGGAGCUGGCUGCCGUAAAGGAGCGUCUUGACAUUACAAAGGGCCAGCUUGGAGGAGGCGAUGGUGACUCAAAACUCAAGGAAGAAUUGGACGCUGUUAAGAAGGAGCUUGCUGAGUCGAAGCGGGAGCUUGAGGCUGCUAAGAAUGAGGUUACUUCCCAAAAGACUUUGUCGAGAGACAUGGGUGACUCUGAGGAGUUAGAAGAGGUCAAGAAGCAGCUUGCUGAGACCAAGAAGCAGCUGCAAGAGCUCCAGUCAGUUGAUGCCACUGACAUGUCUUCUGAAGUGGCUGACCUCAAGAAGGAGCUUGCCCAGACUCAAGAAAUGUCGCUCAACGAGCAGGACCAGAGCAUGAAGACCAUUGAUACUCUCCGAAAGCAGAUUUCGGAAAUGAAACAGCAGCUCAAGGAGAAGAAUGUUCAGCUUGGGGAACAUCAUGUUGGUGGGUCAUCUCCUACCAAAGAGCCUCAGGCUGAUAAGGGUCUGGCCAUUGCCAACAAGAAGAUUGCCAACCUCGAGAAAGAGAAGAUGUACCUUAGUGAGGAGGCCAACGAGAUUCGCUUCCAGAUGUCCGAGCUCAAAAAGAAGUUUUACGGUCUUGAAGAAGAGCUCCGAGAGGCCAAGGAGGCGUUAUCCAACAACUACAGCAACGAUACCAACGACAAGAAUGGCGCUUCUGAAGCUGGAAACGGAAGCGUUCACCUUGUGGACAAUGAGAAACAUAUCAAGCUUGCUCAGGACUACGACAAGCUGUUCGAGGAUCACAACAAGCUCACAGAAAAACAUGAGGAUCUUAGCUUGGAGCUGGAAGAUCUCAAACUGCAACUGGAGGAGUCUAAGCUCAUCGCUAAGGACUCCAAGGAUGCCGCUGAGACUGCUGCUCCCAACUCUAGUGCCGAGGCUGAAGUCAAGAUGCUGUCUGCUCAGGUCUCGGAGUUGAAGCAGAGUCUCGAUAAGGUGUCUUCUGCCAAACACAAGCUCUCCCAGGAGGUGGAGAAACUGGAAUCGGAACUGGAAACCAAGAUUCUCAAAGAGUAUGAGUUGGAAAAGGAGCUUGAAAAUGCGAAGCGAGCCAGCAAUCAAGGCGAUGGCUCUGUGCAUGUCGCUGGGGAUGACGGAGACCAUUCUCCGUCUACUCCAUCGAAAAACAGCGACCCUGCGGCUGGCCGAGAGCUAUGGUGCGGUCUCUGUGAGCGACCUGGUCAUGAGAGCAUUUCUUGUCCUUUUGAGAACGAAGAGUUUUAG
Messenger RNA from Yarrowia lipolytica CLIB122, 2217 nucleotides. RefSeq lists its product as uncharacterized. Gene Ontology annotation, biological process: cytoplasmic microtubule organization; establishment of mitotic spindle orientation; nuclear migration involved in conjugation with cellular fusion. NCBI's taxonomy places the organism in Eukaryota, Fungi, Ascomycota, Dipodascomycetes, Dipodascales. The record is from RefSeq and is a predicted model, not a curated record. Gene Ontology annotation, molecular function: microtubule plus-end binding. Gene Ontology annotation, cellular component: microtubule plus-end; spindle pole body; microtubule associated complex.